Molecule: messenger RNA, 2070 nt
Organism: Nomascus leucogenys (northern white-cheeked gibbon)
Lineage: Eukaryota; Metazoa; Chordata; Mammalia; Primates; Hylobatidae
Exons: 1
Coding region: 737-1219 (160 amino acids)
Source: RefSeq, a predicted model, not a curated record
UAUAUGGAGUUAUUCCAAAAUUGUUUGGUCUUUUCAAAAAAAAAAAAGAGUGUAACUCGAUGAAUUCCAGUUAUUCUAAGCUUCUUUUCCUAGUAAAUGUUUAUUUCUCUAAUAAAUCAGAACUUAUUGCAACUAACUGCUUUGUGCUUUCAUAUACCACCCCCCCCCAAGAAUUUUGAAAGCUUUUAGCAAAUACUAAUGUAUUUGCUUCCCUUAGUAAGUUGAAAGGGUAAAUAUUGAUACUUUCAUAUUACAUUAUGAGGGCAGCUGCAGACUGUCUGGAGCGGCCACUGAGAAGACGCCAGCUGCAGCGGGAUAGGCACAGCUGGGGCUGCGCACUCCACAGAGCCAGUUGGAGCCAGGAACAGGCAGGAGCCCAGCCCUUUUCAGAGUUGGAGGGGUGGGGGCCUCCCCCUCCUGGGUGCAACUGUGCAGCCACCCAGCAGUGACCUGGGUUUCCCUGUGCUUUCAGGGGCUGGGAAGUGUCCCUCUCUAAUCCUGGCCCCCACAGGCUCUGAAGUGCCUGCCCCCACUGUCUGGCCUCUCCCUGCUCCUGGUGCCCACUCUGAUUUUAGAGCAAAGUUGAGGCUGAGCCUGGGCACUGUAGCGAUCCAGCUGGAUGUGCGUGCACUUAGGGCAGGGCUGACAGGCCAGCCCUCUGCCCCCUCAGCCCCUCUCUGGACUUUGGGUGCCCAUGAGCAUGGGAGGGAGGCUGAGGGGGCGCUGAGGUGGCUCGAUGUGGGCCUGCAGGCUCUGUGGACGACAUGAUCAAUGGCAGCAGGAAGCAGACAGGCUCCUGGGCAGAAAGGGGCAGGUUCCCGGUGAAGCCUCACCUCCAAGUCAAGAACGGCCUGAAACAUGGGGGCCAGGCUGUCAGUUCUGGGUAGAGUCCGUGGCUUACAGUGAGAACUUAUUGUGCUUUUUCCGGACCCACGCAUGCCUGCCCAUGGCCCGAUCCGCACACGCUUCCUCCCAUCUGAAGCCCAUGAAAACCCCGGACUCAGUCAGACUCAGCCAGACUCACAGAGACCUCGGGGUCCAGCUGUGGGAAAGAACUAUCCAAUUCGGUUGCCUUUGUCUCGUCAGGACAACCUGCCUGCGGAAAGGAGCCACCCACUGUGGAUCCCUCUUCACUGACAGCUGGAUACUCCUCAGGACAACUUGCCUGCAGAAAGAAGCUACCCACUUCGGCUCUUCUGAGAGCUGUUCUGUCUCUUGAUGAAGCUGUUCUGUCUCCUCUCCGCCUUGGUCACCCUCAAAUUAUCCAUGUACCUCAUUCUUCCAGGAUGUGGACAAGAACUUAGGACCUGCCAAAUGGUGGGACUGAAAGAGCUGCAACACGAACAGGGCUGAAACACCCCCCUCCUCCGCUUACCACGUUAUGGGUGAUGAGAAGGACAGAAGAGCUGCAGCCCUUCAGGGAUCCCAGACCUAGGGGCUCCCCAAGCCAGGGCUGUGACACCCUCUUUGGGGUUCUUUGGUUCCUGAUGUCUCCAAGCUUCCCAGUGCCACUGUGUUCCCCUUAUCCAGAUGCAGGUGCCUGCAGCUGAAGCCGUUUGUGGUACAUUUGGUCCAGCCACAACCUUGCAGGGAGCUGGCACUUGUGCUGGUGCCUGGAGUUGUCUGCCUUGCCACAGCAGCUAGCAUGCCUGGCUGUGCACAGUGGCCGGACCCCAUGCUAUUUCUCUCAUACACUCUUUGCCACUCCAUGCCUGGCUUCCCCUUGGCAGGUGUGAGAUGCAGGCCAGUAGCGUGAGCCAAGCGCAGCCUGCCAGGCCAAGUGGGUGGAACGAGCCCUGUGGGCACGAGCAAUACUCAGGCAGAAGGCGCUGCUUGCCACAGAGGUUUCUGGCUGGCAAAUCGACAUCCCAAGGGUCCCGUGACAAUUAUAGCCCCUGCUUCUGGAUAAAGAGUAAAGAAAAGGAAAAAAAAAAUCAAAUAACCCAAUCUCCAGACGUUGCUAGUGUUAACUUAUUGACAAAUUCUUUCUGAUGUAUGUGUAUAUCAUAUGUGUAUUUAACAGUUUUAUAUCUUAGUUCUUUGCUAAAUGUACUUUCAGCAAAAAAAAAA